AGGAGAUAAGACGCGAGCCAGAGCGAAGACAGAGAGGAAUAGAAGGUACCGUAAUGGCUUCAACCUUAUCAUGGGGCUCGGCCUGCUGCCCGCGGCCGCAUCGAGUCGGCGGAGGCGCGCGAAACGAGGGGCCGAGGAAUCCCAUCGAGGCCGGGAGGGUGAUGCCGAUACUCGCUCAGAAGAAAGCCAAGAAGAUUCGCAAGAUCAUCCUCAAGGAGGACGUCACGGAGCUGGGGAAGAAGGGGGAUCUCCUUGACGUGAAAGCCGGGUACUACCGCAACUUCCUGCUACCCACGGGCAGGGCUCAGCUCGUCACCCCUCUCUUGCUCAAGGAAAUGCGGAUCGAGGAGGAGAGAAUUGAGGCUGAGAAACAGCGGGUGAAAGAAGAAGCACAACAGCUUGCGCUGAUUUUCCAGACAGUUGGAGCAUUCAAGGUGAAACGCAAAGGUGGAAAAGGAAAACAAAUAUUUGGAACUGUUACUGCCCAAGACCUUGUGGACAUCAUAAAGGCACAACUAAACCGGGAUGUUGACAAAAGAAUCGUCACUCUUCCUGAGAUCCGUGAGACGGGGGAAUACAUAGCUGAGCUCAAGCUUCAUCCGGAAGUCUCUGCCGUAGUGAGAUUGAAUGUUUAUGCAAAUUAGCACCUUCAAUCGCACCGGAGACAGGGAGGAAAGCCCAUCCUUCAAAGAUGAAGUUGCAGAAGAACAGAUGGGGGUUCACAUGGAAGAGAGAGGCACAAUCCGAGCCACAUUUUGUUGAGCAGUAAUGUUUUCAACAGAUUUCCUGCAUUUUCUGUAAGGCUGCAAACUGAUACCUGACCAGCGGAAGGAUGAUCAUGUGAUUUAUGCUUAAAUUGCAUCUUCAUGUUA
Molecule: messenger RNA, 872 nt
Organism: Musa acuminata subsp. malaccensis (wild Malaysian banana)
Lineage: Eukaryota; Viridiplantae; Streptophyta; Magnoliopsida; Zingiberales; Musaceae
Source: RefSeq, a predicted model, not a curated record